AUGAACUUAUUAAUACUAUUUAUUAUUGGUUUAGCAGCCGCUUUUAAAGAUGCUCCAACUAUAUUAAGUGCAAAACAAGGUGUGAUAUGCUCUCCAAUUCACCAAUCUAAAGAAAAAGCUUUUAUUGAAUUGAAAGAUGAUAAUAAUAAAAUUCCAACAUUGAUUUUUAAAUAUAUUGACUUGGUCAAUUUUACAAAUAUUCCAAUUAUUGAAGAAUUUCAUCAAUUAUAUCCAAAUGAAAAACCAACAUUGUAUAAAAAUAUGAUUAAAGAUGGUAAAUUUAAUGUCGACGCAGCUGAAGGUUAUAAAGUUGAUGAUGGCAAAUUUUACAAUGGUGAUUCAACUGUUAAAUUUACAGUACCUGAUUCAGGUAUUUAUUGUAUUUAUAUUGCUCCCGAUAAAGAUAAAGAAUUUUCAAUUCCAGUUGUUUUCAAAAAUUCAUAUGGAAAUUUACCAUAUAGUUAUUAUAUGAUCUAUUCGCAAUUAAAAUGGUUUAUUUUAAUUAGUAUUGCUUUAUUUGCAUACUUGUUAAACUAUAUAUUAAAAUUUAAAGUUGGUGAUGAUUUUAAGAAUUUAGAUUCAAUUUCAGUUAUUUCGAAAGGAAUUAUAUUUUUAAUCCUUGCACCAGCAAUUUUAGUAUCCAUUGUACAAUGGAUUAAUUUCUUUUUGAAAAAUUGGUUUGUUGAAUCUUGUUCUCAGAGUUUCUUUAUGGAUUUGCUAAGUUUUUUAACUGAAUUGGUUAAUCAUUGUUUUAAUGCUUAUACUUCAUUUAUUGUUUUACUAUUUUCAAUGGGAUAUGGUGUAAUUUAUUACCAUAAUGGCAACUCUCACCAUUAUAGAAUGUUUCCACAAAAAUCAUUAAAUAGAGUAGCAUCAUUAUUAUUUUUGAAUAUCUUGGUGAUGUUUUUAUAUUCAAUUGCAAUCAGUUUACAAAAUAAUAAACCAUAUGUGGUUGGUAUUUACAAUUCUCCACAACAAACUACAAAUCAACCAGGUCCAUUAGCUUUGAUCUUAGCUGGUUUAAAUUCAUUAUUUGCGAUUAUCUGGUUUGUUUUAACAAUUGUAUUUUACUUCAAAACUAAAAAAACAAUUGCAAAAUUCCCACCUGCUCCAAACGAAGAAAAUACUGAAAAAGUGGGCAAAGCAUUUAAAAGAUCUAUACUUGCAUUAUUUGUAUUACCAUUUGUGGUAUUCCUCGUUGGUGGUAUAAUCUUGGGAGUUUUAAUGACUAAUCAGUUAAAAGAUAUUCCUGAGUACCCAUCAAAUACUGAGCGUGAAUUGCUUUAUCAAAGUGUUCUUGAAUUUAUGUUAUUGGAGAAAUUUAUGAAUAAAUUAAUCUUACCUUCAAUUUGGUCAGCUUGGUUAUAUUUUAUUUUACUAGUUGGAUCAAUAUUCUUUAUCUGGAUUAAAGAUAAUAAUGGAUUGAUAAUCGACCGUAAUGCAAAUGAUCCAAUUGAGUAUGCAGAAGUUGAUAAUAACUUUGAGAUUAGUGAUGAAGAGUAA
Insectozyma verbasci is the source of this 1503-nucleotide messenger RNA. The record is from the annotation of a GenBank genome assembly. Lineage: Eukaryota; Fungi; Ascomycota; Pichiomycetes; Serinales; Debaryomycetaceae.